GGAGCGAAGGGAACGCGGCGCCAUGCGGGGCCCGAGGCUUGGGCUAGGGCUGGGGCUGCUGCUGGGCGCGGUGUGGCUGGCGUGCGGGCAGAACGAGACGGAGCCCAUCGUGUUAGAGGGGAAGUGCCUCGUGGUGUGCGACUCUAAUCCCACCUCCGACCCCACCGGCACGGCGCUCGGCAUCUCCGUGCGCUCGGGCAGCGCCAAGAUCGCCUUCUCCGCCAUCCGCAGCACCAACCACGAGCCCUCCGAGAUGAGCAACCGCACCAUGAUCAUCUACUUUGACCAGGUACUAGUGAAUAUCGGCAGCAACUUCGACUCGGAGCGGAGCACUUUUAUCUCGCCCAGGAAAGGGAUUUACAGUUUCAAUUUUCACGUGGUGAAAGUGUACAACAGGCAAACCAUUCAGGUGAGUUUGAUGCUAAAUGGGUGGCCAGUGAUUUCUGCCUUUGCAGGGGACCAAGAUGUGACCCGAGAAGCUGCUAGCAAUGGAGUCCUGAUUCAGAUGGAGAAAGGAGACAGAGCUUAUCUAAAACUGGAGAGAGGAAACUUGAUGGGAGGUUGGAAGUAUUCGACGUUCUCUGGAUUUCUAGUGUUCCCACUUUAAAUCACUUCUCCAGGAAAAGGGAGAGAUGUCUUACAAAUUCCCAAGUCGUAUCUGGGUGUAAAGAGUUAUGGACCGCAGACUUUCUACAUUCAAACAUUAAAGAAGCUAAAUC
Molecule: messenger RNA, 719 nt
Organism: Colius striatus (speckled mousebird)
Lineage: Eukaryota; Metazoa; Chordata; Aves; Coliiformes; Coliidae
Gene: CBLN1
Product: cerebellin 1 precursor
Exons: 3
Coding region: 23-607 (194 amino acids)
Cellular component (GO): glutamatergic synapse; synaptic cleft
Molecular function (GO): protein binding
Source: RefSeq, a predicted model, not a curated record